UUCUGGCAGUGGUUUCUCAGAGAUUUGACAGGAAUGCUCGGAGGCAUAUUGUUCGCCUUUUAUCAGGGCUCUAACCUUGACAGUGACGCUAAAAUGUGGCGUUUAGUUGCGGACUUUAUGAAUGACCUUGGAAUGUUGAUGGAUCUCUUAAGCCCUUUGUUUCCUUCAUCAUUGAUAGUCAUAAUGUGCUUAGGCAGCUUAUCUCGCUCAUUCACUGGUGUUGCCAGUGGAGCAACUAGAGCAGCAUUAACACAGCAUUUUGCACUUGCAAAUAAUGCAGCUGAUAUAUCUGCAAAGGAGGGCAGCCAGGAGACACUUGCAACAAUGUCUGGAAUGGGAUUGGGAAUGCUCUUAGCGCAUGUUACCAGGGGGCAUGAUUUUGUUGUAUGGGUUUCAUUCCUUUCUCUCACAAUAUUCCAUAUGUUCGCAAAUUACAAGGCAGUGCAGUCACUUUCACUCAGUACACUAAAUUAUGAGAGAACUUCCAUCUUGCUGCAUUCUUUUAUGGAAGAUGAUGAAGUUCUUACUCCACAACAAGUUUCCAAGCAAGAGCAUAUUCUUCCGUUUUGGUCAACCUGGCGGAAAUUGCUUAGAGUUAAACUUCCACAUGAGCUUGUACAUCUAGGUGCUAAAGCCUCAACUCUGACACACUCUGAUAUGUUGCUAAUUGCGAAAACAAAAUCCUACUAUACAAAUGCCAACUACUUUUUGCUGGACAAGGAAGGCAGUGUUCACAUUUUCAUACACAAGCAAGCAGUGGCAACUGAUGUUUUGAAGUCCUUUAUACAUGGGCUCGUCUUAGCACGUCUGAUGCAGAAGAGCAGAUCUUGCCACGCCGAGGCUCACAAAUGGAUGGAUGAGAAAUACAACACCUUCAUCUCAAAGCUGAAACUGGAAGGUUACUCAACAGAACGGCUUCUCUCGCAUUCGAUUGUUUGGAAGGCACAUUGGCUUUACGGUCCAUUGGAUGAGAAGACAAAGUAGGAGGAAACAGCUGUAGAUGGUAGUACCUAUUCGACAUGGCCGUGUUGUAUGCCGAAGGAUGUGCAGGGUCAGGACCGAACUGUCAGAGCAAAGAAAGCACAAGCAGAUGGCGAAAUUAAGAGUAGCAGAGAGAAGGAAACAGAAGACUAAAAUUAUUCAUGUCACCUAGCUAACUGAUGUUCUCCUGCAAAGUGAAUCCACGCUACUGGAAGUUCUAACACAUUGUUAAAGUAUUGAAUUUCUCUAGUCCUAGUUUCUGUCAUGUUGCACAAUUCGGCAGUUCCAUCGUAAAGGGCUUGGACUUGUGAA
Lolium rigidum is the source of this 1293-nucleotide messenger RNA. RefSeq names its product protein root UVB sensitive 3-like. The coding region runs from base 34 to 984 and encodes 316 amino acids. The record is from RefSeq and is a predicted model, not a curated record. NCBI's taxonomy places the organism in Eukaryota, Viridiplantae, Streptophyta, Magnoliopsida, Poales, Poaceae. The transcript is spliced from 10 exons.